This is a messenger RNA of Saccoglossus kowalevskii, 435 nucleotides long. Its product is annotated as pericentriolar material 1 protein-like. Gene Ontology annotation, biological process: non-motile cilium assembly; microtubule anchoring at centrosome; protein localization to centrosome. Lineage: Eukaryota; Metazoa; Hemichordata; Enteropneusta; Harrimaniidae. Gene Ontology annotation, cellular component: ciliary basal body; centrosome; centriolar satellite. The record is from RefSeq and is a predicted model, not a curated record.
CCCCGUCCAGCUUGGCAAAUGUCAACUUCUGAACAAACCCCCAGUGAAAGUAUAGUCACCUCUGAUGAUGAAGAUGUCCGGGCUCGCCUCUAUGCUCAGAAUCCCAAUUUAUUUGGCUGUAGCGAUGCUGUUGGUUCCUAUGACUAUGCUGAGAAUGUCAGCUCGGCUAGUUCUCUGUCCACUCCAAACUCUGCCCAUCUAGACAGUUUUGGCUUUGCUAAUGAUGAUUUGGGUGACACCGUAAUACACCUAGAUAAAGCGAUGCAGCGUAUGCGAGAGUAUGAAAGAAUGAAAGGGGAAGCUGAGUCUGAAGGCAGGAGUGCUUCUAACGUCAGCACACCAGCUAAAAGGGACCGUGGCACAUCAGACAUUCCAAGUACCGGUAAUAGUUCAGCUCAAGAUGUUGGCAGUGAAAGUUCAGUAUCAGAUGUUCCA